Pelobates fuscus (common spadefoot toad) is the source of this 2617-nucleotide messenger RNA. It is a transcript of the gene DEDD, whose product is annotated as death effector domain containing. The record is from RefSeq and is a predicted model, not a curated record. Bases 283 to 1239 code for a protein of 318 amino acids. Gene Ontology annotation, molecular function: protein binding; DNA binding. Gene Ontology annotation, cellular component: nucleolus. The transcript is spliced from 5 exons. Gene Ontology annotation, biological process: apoptotic process; regulation of apoptotic process; extrinsic apoptotic signaling pathway via death domain receptors. Lineage: Eukaryota; Metazoa; Chordata; Amphibia; Anura; Pelobatidae.
ACUACGGUAGCCGGAAAGGUCCAAUCCCCACCCCGACUCCUCCUCUUCCCACGGCUCCUGCUCUCCACCCCGGCAGCGGUGCCCGGAUGUUCCCGUCUCCCUGUACUGCUGAUAGAGAAGCUGACGGAUCCAUAAUGGCUGCUCCGUCCUGAGAGCAUAGAGAGGCCUCAAAGUGACAGCAGCUGCACCCCGGAGGGAGCUGUUUGGUUGGAGGACGAAUCCUUAACGUGGACGGUGGGUGGGAGGAGUAGGAGUAACUCAUCCAAUUGUGGACCUCUUGUGAUGGCCCACCUUAAACGGAGAAGAGACCAGGCCUGGCCAGAGGAGAAGAAUGACCGAGUGCAUGGAUUAUACAGUUUGCACCGGAUGUUUGACAUUGUUGGGACGCACUUAACGCACAGAGAUGUGCGUGUCCUUUCGUUUUUGUUUGUAGACGUUAUAGACGAUUAUGAAAGGGGAAUGAUUCGUAGUGGAAGGGACUUUUUGCUGGCUCUGGAGAGGCAAGGGCGGUGUGACGAGACAAAUUUUCGACAGGUUCAUCAGCUCUUACGAAUAAUUACUCGUCACGAUUUGCUACCAUAUGUCACUUUGAAGAGGAGGCGAGCGGUGUGUCCGGACCUCGUAGACAAAUACCUCGAGGAGACGUCCAUUCACUACGUCACGCCACGGACAGUCAGCAGUCCAGAGUGUAGCACCCAGCACCCUCAAACAUCAGCUCCUCCUCAACACCCUGUGGUAUGUUCCUCUACCCCUGGACAUCCUGUAUGCACUAAAAGGCCAGGCAGAGGAAGACCACCAUUAAGCAGCCAGAGGAAGAGAAGAAAGUCCAUUACACCAGAUCCAAAGGAAAAACAGACAUGUGAUAUCCGCCUACGGGUCCGAGCAGAAUAUUGUCAACAUGAGACUGCACUUCAAGGAAACGUGUUCUCCAACAAGCAGGACCCUUUAGAAAGACAAUUUGAACGGUUCAACCAGGCCAACACCAUCUUAAAAUCCAGGGACCUUGGCUCUAUUAUCUGCGACAUCAAAUUCUCUGAGCUUACAUACUUAGAUGCAUUCUGGCGCGACUAUAUAAAUGGCUCAUUGUUGGAAGCCCUCAAAGGUGUCUUUAUAACAGACUCUUUAAAGCAAGCUGUAGGACACGAAGCUAUCAAAUUGUUGGUCAACGUGGACGAGGAAGACUACGAGGUUGGCCGCCAGAAAUUACUUAGGAAUUUGAUGGUGCAAACUUCACUGUGACGCUAACUAACACUUUAGGUUGUGUUUACUAAGCACAGCUAAGCUGUACAUCCCUCAAAGACUUAAAUGCUGCUUAGUGAACAUGGCUCUUGGAGUCCCCUUAUCCUUAUUAUUUUUGAGUACUUUUUUUUUUUUAUAUAUAUAAUUAAAAGGUAAAAAAAAACAAUCUAAGUAAUACAAAUGUAUAAAUAUAUAUAAUGUAAGCACUUUGUUGCUUUCAAGCCCGUGAAAAUGAGGAGUAGACCGGUCAUCCAAGCUGUUAAUACGCUGUGCACCUUUAACAUUAACACAAAUAUAUAUAUAAAAUGUAUAUGUAUGUGUAAUGUAUAUGCAAGGUGGAGAGAUUUCUGUAGGCUUUUUCGAGAGAGGUUUCGUUAACACAUUGACAUAAUUUUUUUUUAUGUUUAGAAUAUUUUUUUAUUUUUUUGUACUUUGUCAUAACAGAUUAUCGAACAUCCCCUCAUAACUGUCACACUGUUAUCCCUCUAAGCCAGAUUUAAAUGUCUUUUAGGUUUUUCUUUUCUUUUCUUGCAGUCAACCAAAUACUGCAAUUCUUUCUACAGAUUUGGGAAAAUAAUCAUGUUAAUUUAUUGUAAAGCAUAUUUUUUUUUAUUAUUUUUUAAGGAAAGAAACCCCUAUUCCCUCCUCCCCACCCCCACCAAAAAAGGUAAAAAAAUUGAAUAAAACUGUCCUGUAAGACUCAUGGGUAGAGGUUGUGUACUCGUGGCCAACUGUGCUCUACUCUGACCAGCCUAGAACAUUUUAAAGAAUUUAUCAUGUUUUCCAGUGUGAUACGUAGAAAUGUGCCUCUGCCUUAAUUUCAUAUAACCUGUGUCACCUCAUAUUUAUCUGUGCUGUGAUUAGUAACAUUUGUUACUUCACCUCUGGUCCGUCAGAAUGUCCAGUUUUAUAAGACAAUAAUCCUUUUUCUGAUUGGUUCAAUGUAUUUAACCUAAUCCUGGCCACAUGCAUAGAACAAUUUUACCUCAGAGAACUUUACUGAAGAACGUAAUGACAAUUGAUAUAGAACUAACAAAAAAAAAAUAAUCAAUUUUUGUUUUUAAAAGAAAAUGUUGACAUUUUCAUUCUCUGCAAUGUGACCUGUAAAGUUGUGAUUACUUCAAAUGUUCUGAAUUCUGUUUGGCAGAUGAAAUCCAAAAUGGCCACGUGUCCAUAUACUUCUCCCGAAUUCUCCUACAACUAUGGGCACUUAAAAUGUUCACACCUUGUCGCUAUAUAGACCUGAUGCUGCGUGGUGUCUCUUGGAACUGCAUAAUAAUAAAAGUCAGGAUGUGUUGGUCCACGUGGAGAAAACUUAAAAAGAACUGAUUGUAUGUUAUAUUCAGGAUAUGUGCAGAAAAUAAAUAAUGGACCGUAA